AUGGUACGGUACCUUGAUGGCUAUUGCGUCAGUGUUUACGUUUUUUUGGAUAUGAACAUGAAGGAUUAUGAAUUGGUCGUGUUUAUAAGCUAACGUUAUCAUUAUUAGUAAGCUAGUUAGCUUUCUGCAAUCACAACAGUACGUUGUGCACUGCUCUGUCUGUUUAUUUGGAUUGAGUUGACAGCGUCUCAUCUGUCUCACAGCCUCUCAGGCUGGACAUCAAGCGGAAGCUGACAGCCCGGUCGGACCGGGUGAAGAGUGUGGACCUCCACCCGACCGAGCCGUGGAUGCUGGCCAGCCUGUACAAUGGUAGUGUCUGCGUCUGGAACCAUGAAACACAGGUACAUACACACCGUUUGAUGUUGAAUACUUGGAGAUACAUAAUGGAGAUAAACAGCUCUAAGCUAAACUUGUAUGCAAUGAAUGAGAAUGUACAAUUUGUAAAUAUAUCCUUUCCAGACCUUGGUGAAGACCUUCGAAGUGUGUGACCUUCCAGUGAGAGCAUCGAAGUUUGUAGCCAGGAAGAACUGGGUCAUAACAGGAGCGGUGAGUGAUACUUUAAAUUCAGGACAAGCAUCUAGAUAAUGAGAAAUGAGAACAUCUGAUGGUUUAUCUUCCACCACUUUGCGUGGACUUUAAGAAUGGCGACUACACGCUUACUGUAUUUGCAGGGUCAUAUAAUGUCUUUCUCCCCUUCUCUCUGUAGGAUGACAUGCAGAUCCGUGUGUUCAACUACAACACCCUGGAGAGGGUUCACAUGUUUGAGGCCCACUCUGACUACAUCCGCUGUAUCGCCGUGCAUCCCACCCAGCCCUACAUCCUCACAAGCAGUGGUACACAAUCAGUAACUUCUCUUUUAUGACCCGCGUUGUUUUAUACGCGGGUCAAAUACACAAACUCAUUAUCUAUCACACAAGUAUUAUAUUAACUAAUUGUUCCAUCCUGUGUGUGUGUGUCUCCAGACGACAUGCUGAUUAAGCUGUGGGACUGGGAGAAGAAGUGGUCUUGCAGCCAGGUGUUCGAGGGUCACACCCACUACGUCAUGCAGAUCGUCAUCAACCCUAAAGACAACAACCAAUUUGCCAGCGCUUCUCUGGACAGAACCAUCAAGGUGACUUUACCACACAAGUCGUGUGUGUGUGCUUAUAACAACCUAGUGUAGAUGUUUGUGAAUAGUGUGAGUGUAUGCAUUUGACUGACUCAUCCUCUGUCCUAUUCCAGGUGUGGCAGCUAGGCUCUUCUGCUCCUAACUUCACCCUUGAGGGCCAUGAGAAAGGUGUCAACUGCAUUGACUACUACAGCGGAGGGGACAAGCCCUACCUUAUAUCAGGAGCUGAUGACCGCCUGGUCAAGAUCUGGGACUACCAGGUAAGACGGCUGAGGAAUGAAACAAUUAACACUUUUAGCCUGAGAAAGCUGAGCUGGUAACCUGUUCAGCAGAUGGGUUUUCUGGUCUUUGAUGAUACUGGAUUUUGUCUGAAUGUGUAUCGGUCCAGGCAAAUGUCUCACACUCCUGUCCUGUGUCUCUUUAGAAUAAGACGUGUGUGCAGACCCUGGAGGGACACGCCCAGAAUGUGUCGUGUGUCAGUUUUCACCCAGAGCUGCCCAUCAUCAUCACAGGCUCAGAGGACGGUGAGUAAAUAAAUACCUUAUGCACUCUAUUAGAUUCUGAUCCUUUGUAGAUACUUGUUCUGUUGGUGGUGAGCAGAUGAAUGGCUAUGUAUUAGCUCCAACUCUAUACAAUAUGUGCAUGGUUUUUACAUAUAAAAAAGUGAAAUAAAUAAAACCUCACAAACAUGCACUUGAGCAAACAAUCACAAUUCUGAAAGAAAACAAUCCUUCCUCUGGUUCCAUAGGCACUGUGCGCAUCUGGCACUCGAGUACGUACCGCCUGGAGAGCACGCUGAACUACGGCAUGGAGCGUGUGUGGUGUGUGUGUGGCCUGCGAGGCUCCAACAAUGUGGCCCUGGGCUACGACGAAGGCAGCAUCAUCAUCAAGGUGUGGAAUAGAAACUUCAAUGGCCAUAUACACUACAUGACCAAAAGUAUGUGGACACCUGCUCGUCGAACAUCUCAUUCCAAAAUCAUGGGCAUUUAUAUGGAGUUGGUUCCCCCUUUGCUGCUAUAACAGCCUCCACUAGAUUUUUUAACAUUGCUGCAGGGACUUGCUUCCAUUCAGCCACAAGAGCCUUAGUGAGGUCAGGCACUGAUGUUGGGCGAUUAGGCCUGGCUCACAGUUGGCGUUCCAAUUCAUACUAAAGGUGUUCGAUGGGGUUGAGGUCAGGGCUCUGUGCAGUCCCGUCAAGUUUUUCCACACCGAUCUCUACAAACCAUUUCUGUAUGGACCUCGCUUUGUGCACGGGGGCAUUGUCAUGCUGAAAUGGGAAAGGGCCUUCCCCAAACUGUUGCCACAAAGUUGGAAGCACAGAAUCAUCUAGAAUGUCAUUGUAUGCUGUAGCGUUAAGAUUUCCCUUCACUGGAACUAAGGGGCCUAGCUCGAACCAGGAAAAACAGCCCCAGACCAUUAUUCCUCCUCCACCAAACUUUACAGUUGACACUAUGCAUUCGGGCAGGUAGCGUUCUCUUGGCAUCUGCCAAACCCAGAUUUGUCCUUCGGACUGCCAGAUGGUGAAGCGUAAUUCAUCACUCCAGAGAACGCGUUUCCACUGUUCGAGAGUCCAAUGGCUGCGAGCUUUACACCACUCCAGCCGACGCUUGGCAUUGCGCAUGCAUGGUGAUCUUAGGCUGGUGUGCGGCUGCUCGGCCAUGGAAACCCAUUUCAUGAAGCUCCCGACAAACCGUUCUUGUGCUGACGUUGCUUCCAGAGGCAGUUUGGAAGUCUGUAAUGAGUGUUGCAACCGAGGACAGACGAUUUGUACGCGCUAUGCGCUUCAGCACUCGGCGGUCCUGUUCUGUGAGCUUGUGUGGCCUUUGUUGCUCCUAGACGUUUCCACUUCACAAUAACAGCACUUCCAGUUGACCGGGGCAGCUCUAACAGGGCAGAAAUUUGAAGAACUGACUUGUUGGAAAAGUGGCAUCCUAUGACAGGACCACGGUGAAAGUCACUGAGCUCUACAGUAAGGCCAUUCUACUGCCAAUGUUUGUCUAUGGAGAUUGCAUGGUUGUGUGCUCGAAUUUAUACACCUGUCAGCAACGGGUGUUUCUGGAAUAGCCGAAUCCACUAAUUUGAAGGGAUGUCCACAUACUUUUUGUAUAUAUAGUGUUUUUGUGCAUAAGAUUCAAAACUGAAGAACGACAGAUGAUUCACAAUGUUUCACAAUACAGAGUUUGAUAAAAUUUCAGUUUGUACACUUUGCGCACAUACUCUUUAAAAGUACCCUUCUAUGUUGAAACAACUACUCGGUGACAUCUCCUCUGAAAGCCAUGGUACUUUACUCAGUCCGUCCUCAUCUCCUCCUCCCAUGUGUGCUGUAGCUGGGGCGUGAGGAGCCAGCCAUGUCCAUGGACACCAAUGGGAAGAUCAUCUGGGCCAAGCACUCAGAGGUGCAGCAGGCCAACCUGAAGGCCAUGGGCGACACAGAGAUCAAGGACGGAGAGAGGCUGCCGCUGGCUGUCAAAGACAUGGGCAGCUGUGAGAUCUACCCCCAGACCAUCCAGCACAACCCCAACGGAAGGUCAGUCCACACUGCAUUGGAGUCCGACGUCAGCUAUUCAGUGAACCUAUUAAAUGUCUUGCACAACAACUACAUGUUAGUGUUUGUGUGCCACACAUUUAGAGGCAAAGAAGUUGUUUUCAAAUGUUUGGAGAAAUAUGAAAUUCAUAUUUCUCCAAACACUUCAAGUCUGUUGGAAAUCUGGAUAUUUUAUGGAGCCUCUCUUUAAUCCAAAUGUGUUGUUUGUGUUGUCAGGUUUGUUGUGGUGUGUGGAGACGGAGAGUAUAUCAUCUACACUGCAAUGGCCCUGAGGAACAAGAGCUUCGGCUCAGCCCAGGAGUUUGUCUGGGCCCACGACUCCUCAGAGUGAGUCCAACACACACACACACACACAUUCUUUGCUAUGGAAGGUUACUGUCUGUCAGUGGUUAAUGUGCGCGGUCUUCCUUGUCACAGGUAUGCCAUCAGGGAAAGCAGCAGUUUGGUCAAAAUCUUCAAGAACUUCAAGGAGAAGAAGUCUUUCAAGCCAGACUUUGGGGCUGAAGGUAAGUGGAAGAGAUCAGACGCAGGUAGUUCGUAGUGUGAACAAAGAUACUGCAUAAAAAUUAUUAUGGCAGUUUUGAUUGAACCUGGCAGGCAACCGAUUUUUGUAAAAAUGUUUUGCAACAGAAAACAAAAAUGUGCUUUUUUUUAUUGGACAUGUCCAGGUAGUCACUCCCUGUUUGUCUGUUUUGGGUACCUAAUGAAUACUACCCUGAUGUCACAUUAAGCUUCCUGGGUGUGUGUGCAGGUAUCUAUGGAGGCUUCUUGCUGGGCGUCAGGUCAGUGAACGGUCUGGCCUUCUAUGACUGGGAGAACACAGAGCUGAUCCGCCGCAUCGAGAUCCAGCCCAAACAUGUAAGUACUGCUGUAGAGAAAAUGGCAUCUUUAUCAGAAUAUAGAUGGGUGCAAGAGUGUCCUAUCAUGUACAAGUGUUUUGUUUUGGUCAAUGUUUGUUUUUACACCUAGUACCGUAUUGAUAGAAAUGUGCAUAUGACACAAUUGCAUUAUCAUCAUCAUGAAAUCAGGACUGUAAGUGAAGCACGAGAACACUGCAUCUCCCUCUCUCAUUCCCUCUCUCUCUGAUUGUAGAUCUUCUGGUCAGACUCAGGGGAGUUAGUGUGUAUAGCCACAGAGGAUUCCUUCUUCAUCCUGCGCUACCUGUCGGAGAAAGUGGCCGCCUCCCAAGAGAACAAUGAGGGCGUGACAGAGGACGGCAUCGAAGACGCCUUUGAGGUGUGUGUGUGUGUGUGUGUGUGUGUGUGUGUGUGUGACAGGCUAAUAGACUAGUAGACUAUGCUACUCUACAAGCGAGGCUUAUGGUUUCAACUGAAGACAAAGCACAAUGCCUAUAGCCAUCCAGUAGAGGGCACUAGUGAACACUCAACAUCUGCCCACCCUCCCUCCCCAAUCUGGCUGCCAUUUUGUGUCUUGAUCUACCAGGUCCAGGGGGAGAUCCAGGAAGUGGUGAAGACAGGUCUGUGGGUGGGAGACUGCUUCAUCUACACCAGCUCUGUCAACAGACUCAACUACUUUGUGGGGGGAGAGAUUGUCACCAUCGCUCACCUGGACAGGUACGGUGAACCAGGGUCGUAUAUUUAUUAGUGCACAGCGUAGCAAUAUAUUUUGCAACGGAAAACAAAAAGAAGCGUUUCUAUAAGACAUUAUCUAUCUGCUCCAUCCGUAGGACCAUGUACCUGCUGGGCUACAUCCCCAAGGAUGACCGCCUGUACCUGGGCGACAAAGAGCUCAACAUUGUCAGCUACUCCCUGCUGGUGUCUGUGCUGGAGUACCAGACGGCUGUGAUGCGCAGGGACUUUGGCAUGGCUGACAAAGUGUUGCCCACCAUCCCCAAGGAGCAGAGGACCCGUGUGGCCCACUUCCUGGAGAAACAGGUCAGAACCAGGAACUUCCUGAUCUCGAAGGAAGUGAGGCAUGUAGAAUGGGGUAUUUUAACUCUAUGGUGGAGCUGGGGGGGGGCUGAGUAGAUUCUAGCUACUCUAUGGAAUGUUAUAGGGUGUCCAAUCCAAAACGCAUCUUUUGACCAAAGGGUAAAAUAAUGUUAAUUGUGUAUAUAAUCCUCCUAAGAAAACCAAUGGUCCAAACCUCAUGUCUCAAAAGCUGAGUUUUUACCCUUGUAGGAUGGCCAGAAUUAGGGAGACUAAAUCAAUGGAGGCCAGAGGAAAAAAGUAGUAAAAUCAGGAAAAUUGCAUCGCGUCAGCUAGGCUGGAUUCUCUGCAAGGCUCACUUUCACGUUGAACUCGUCAUCUUUCUUCUCGAAUCCGCAGGACAUAAAACAAUAUAGAGGUAAGAUGGAUAUCGAUUUUGAGACAUGACGUAGUAUUUUAAUAUUUUUGUAUAAGCUUCUCAUAUUAAUUUGAAAUUCCUGGUCUUUUUAGAAGUAUUCUUACAAAAACAAGCGUAUCUCUGAAAUGUCAAUGGAGCACUGACUGUAUACCAGGCUUUUUAUUUUCAAAGCCUUUUACAUUUAAUUCAGCUUGUGUUAUGCUAAUUUAGCUUUUUGCGAUCCACUGAAACAACUUUGAAGACGACGACCACAAAAUGUUAAAUCCUCAAAAGUUGUUACGAUUAACCUGCACCGCUAUGUCAAUAGAGCUCGGUGAUUCUUAUCAGAUGUAUUAGGUUACGAAAUCCAACUUUUUGGAUAUAAUGUCAAUGAUUAGUAAUGGGUAGAAAAAUGUAUACUGUUACAUAUCGGGAUAUUAUUUUUGAUGAUAUAUAAUUCUGGGCUCUUCAUCUUCAACACGAAUCAAGCCGCGUUUGUGUGGCUGCUGUUGUAUGUUGUGAGAACUAACUGUGUGUUUGUGUGAAAUGCUACUAUGUUUACUGAUAUGGUCUUUUUGGUCAUCCCAGGGCUUCAAGCAGCAGGCUCUGGCCGUGUCGUCAGACUCGGAGCACAGGUUUGAGCUGGCCCUGCAGCUGGGGGAGCUGAAGAUCGCCUAUCAGCUGGCUGUGGAGGCAGAGGUGAGACCUAAAAUACACUAGGCUAUGGAGAGACCACUUCACACACUACAAGCGGGUUCAAAGGCUAUAAAAAUCAAAUCCAAUUUGAUUUGCCACGCGCCGAAUACAACUGGUGUAGACUUUACCGUGAAAUGCUUACUUACGAGCACUUCCCAACGAUGCAGAGUAAAUAAAUAAAUAAAAUAAUAUGAAUAAAAUAGUAACACAAGGAAUAAAAUACACAAGAAUGGAGCUGUAUACAGGGAGUACCAGUACCAGAUCAAUUACGAGGGAUUUGAGGUAGAUAUGUACAUGAAGGCAGGGUAAAGUGACUAGUCAUCAGGAUAGAGAAUAAUAAGAGUAAAAUAAAGAACAGAGUAGCAGCAGCAUAUGAGUGUAAAAGUGUGUCUGUGUGGGUGCUUAUGUAGUGUAUGUGAAUUUGUGUGGGAGUGCCAAUGUAGUGAGUGUGUGUGUGUGUAUAUGGUUUGUAUACACUUAGUGUACAAAACAUUAAGAACACCUUAAUAUUGAGUUGCACCCCACCCCCCUUUUGCCCUCAGAAAAGCCUCCAUUCGUCGGGGCAUGGACUCUAUAAGGUGUCAAGCGUUCCGCAGGGAUGCUGGCCCAUGUUGACUCCAAUGCUUCCCACAGUUGUCAACUUGGCUGGAUGUCAUUUGGGUGGUGGACCAUUCUUGAUACACAUGGGAAGCUGUUGAGCGUGAAACUCAGCAGCGUUGCAGUUUUUGAUACAAACUGGUGCGCCUGGCACCUACUACCAUAAAGCUGUUUAAAGGCACUUAAAUCUUUUGUCUUGCCCAUUCACCCUCUGAAUGGCACACACUCAAUGUCUCAAUUGUGUCAGGGCUUAAAAAUCCUUAUUUAACAUGUCUCCUCCCCUUCAUCUACACUGAUUGAAGUGGAUUUAACAAGUGACAUCAAUAAGAGAUCAUAGCUUUUGCCUGGAUUCACCUGGUCAGUCUGUCAUGGAAGGUGUUCCUAAUGUUUUGUACACUCAGUAUAUAUAUAUAUAUAUAUUAGUCUAGUGAGCAUGCAUGCGUGGGGUCAGUGCAGAUAGUUCGGGAACCAUUAAUUGACUAUUUAGCAGCUUUAUGGCUUGGGGGUAGAAGCUGUCUCUGAACCUGUUGUUCUGAGAGCCGACGCUCCGGUACCAUUUGUUGGAUGGUAGCAGAGUGAACAGUCUAUGGUUUGGGUGGCUGGAGUCUGGCAAUUUUUUGGGCCUUCCUCUGACACCACCUGAUAUAGAGGUCCUGGAUGGCAGGGAGCUCGGCCCCAGUGAUGUACUGGGCUGUCCGCACCACCCUCUGUAGCACUUUGCGGUCAAGGGCAGUGCAUUUACCAAACCAAGCGGUGAUGCAGCCAUUCAAGAUGCUCUCGAUGGUGCAGCUUUAGACCUUUUUGAGGAUCUGAGGGCCCAUGCCAAAUCUAUUCAGCCUCCUGAGGGGGAAGAGGAGCUGCCAUGCCCUCUUCACGACUGUGGACCAUGUUAAGUCCUUAGUGAUGUCAAUGCCAAGGAACUUGAAGCUCCCGACCCCGCUCCACUACAGCCCCAUUGAUGUGGAUGGGGGCGUACUCUCCCUGCUUUCUCCUGUAGUCCAUGAUCAGCUCCUUGGUCUUACUGACAUUGAGGGGAGAGGUUGUUAUCCUGGCACCACACUGCUAAGUCUCUGACCUCCUCCCUGUAGGCUGUCUCAUCGCUGUUGGUGAUCAGGCCUACCACCGUCGUGUAGUCAACAAACUUGAUGAUUGAGUUGGAGUCGUGUGUGGCCACGCAGUUGUGGGUGAACAGGAGGGGACUAAGCACACACCCCUGAAGGGUCCCCGUGUUGAGGGUCAGCGUGACGGAGGUGUUGUUGCCUACCCUCACCACCUGGGGCCGGCCCGUCAGGAAGUCCAGGAUCCAGUUGCAGAGAGAGGUGUUCAGUCCCAGGGUCCCUAGCUUGGUGAUUAGCUUGGAGGAGACUAUGGUGUUGAACCCUCCGCUGUAGUCUAUGAACAGCAUUCUCAUAUAGUUAUUUCCCCUCUUGUCUAGGUGGGAGAGGGCAGUGUGAAGUGCAAUUGAGAUUACGUCAUCUGUGGAUCUGUUGGGGUGGUAUGUGAAUUGGAGUGGGUCUAGGGUGUCUGGGAUGAUGGUGUAUCAUGACCAGCCUUUCAAAGCACUUCAUAAUUACAGAUGCGAGUGCUACAGGGCGAUAGUCAUUUAGGCAGGUUACCUUGGAGUUCUUGGGAACAGGGACAAUGGUGGUCAGCUUGACACAUGUUUGGAUUACAGACUGGAACAAUAGGGGAUUGAAAAUGUCUGUGAAGACACUUGCCAGCUGGUCUGAGCAUGCUUUGAGAACGCGCCCUGGUAUUCAGUCUGGCCCUGUGAUUGUUAACCUGUACACAUGAAAUUGUUUCAUUCCGAACUUUAUCCUCAGCGUUACAUUCCAUUUUGUGUGACUCGGCCUGCACAGAUGCGCGGGGGAAACAGCACAACGCGACCAAAAUGUAUUAUAACGUUGUGAAUAAAGUUCUGAAUGACACAAUUUCAUGUGUACAUCUAAAGACCUACAUGACUAUACCGAGAGCGUGUCCGUUUCUAAAAGUACGUAUUUUGGUGUUUAUGGAGCUUUUGUUGUUGUUUUUUGUGUGCCCUGAUACUGCACAAUGAGCUAUGAGGAAGUGAAGCGUUGCUGGGGUAAGUUUCUCAAAAACAAGCCAAAUCACACAAAAAGUUUCUGGACCCUUCUAAAACAUGCAAUUUGCAUCGAAAGGAGCAAUGUAAAUGGCUCCCCACGUUAGUCGCCUCCCCCCAGAAACAAUGCCUCUGGUUGAGCGGAUUCUUGUUCGUUUAUGGCCCCAUACAGUUCGUCGAGUGCCAGAGUGGUGUUGGAUUGUAGAGAGACAGCUGUGAUGAUUAUGGAUAAGAACUCUCUUGGUAGAGAAAAGGGUCUGCAGUUACCAUGACAUAUUCUGUAUCAGGUGAGCAAAAGCUUGAGAUUUCCUUAACACUGGAAGCAGCACACUAGUUGUUAUUUAUGAAAAAACACACCCCUCCUCCUUUAGACUUGCCCGACGCUGCCAAUCCGAUCGUGCCUCUGCAUGGAGAAUCCACUAAGGACUAUGUGCAUAGUGUCAUCAUCAUACAUGUCAGUCGUUCACCAAUGAGUUAUUCAAUACUGAAGACAGUAUCUGCUUGUUUUAAAUCUAUUCAGUCAACAUCUGAUUUAGAUCUGAAUGGACUGUGUACUCAAUCAAAUUGUUAAAUUGAUUAACUGUCCUUCAACUAGGCAGCCCUGCACUAAACAAUGCUGAACUAAAUGAUUGUUUUAGCUUGAAGUGAGGAUUCAACUCCAUACAAUAGUCUAACCGACAGUACUGUAUAACAUGUAUAUAUCUCUAUAACAUUAGAACCGUUUCCUUUUUCUCUGGUGGCAGUCGGAGCAGAAGUGGAAGCAGCUGGCAGAGCUGGCCAUCAGUAAGUGCCAGUUUAGCCUGGCCCAGGAGUGCCUCCACCAUGCCCAGGACUACGGCGGCCUGCUGCUGCUCGCCACUGCCUCGGGCAACGCCUCCAUGGUGGGCAAGCUGGCCGAGGGCGCUGAGCGGGACGGCAAGAACAACGUGGCCUUCAUGACUUACUUCCUGCAGGGGAAGUGAGUACAAGGGAGGGUAGAGGGGUCCACGACAAUGUCAUAUCCAGCUCAAUUACAUAUCCAGCUUUCCUAAAUACAGUAGCAUUUAAUAAGUUACAAUAAGGUCUUGGAAUCCUACACGACACUACUCCUGUAUGUAUGAUCUAUGAUGGGAGCAUGUGAUCAGUAGCAGUGAUUUGGACCUGUCUCUGAUACUGGUCUCAGUCCCUUGUCUGUCUGUUUUUCCCCAGACUGGACCACUGUCUGGAGCUGCUGAUCCGGACCAACCGGCUGCCCGAGGCGGCCUUCCUGGCCCGCACCUACCUGCCCAGCCAGGUGUCCAGGGUGGUCAAGCUGUGGAGGGAGAGCCUGGCCAAGGUCAACCAGAAGGCGGCCGAGUCGCUAGCCGACCCCACCGAGUAUGAGAACCUGUUCCCCGGGCUGAAGGAGUCGUUUGUGGCUGAGCAGUUCCUCCGGGAGACCUGCCUGGGAAACUCCCGGCCAGCCACCGACUACCCUCUGGUCACAGUGAGUGGUGGGGGUUUGAUGUGGGACACAAUAAAUUAAAUGGAAAUAUCUGGCUUGCAAAUCUAAACUGAAAGCUAGCUAUGGAUGCGUACUUGCUGCACAGGAGUAGUCCAACUUGAAUAAGUAGUUCAUCCUUAUCUCUUCCAUUGCUGUCUUCUGCUUAUUUACUCACAAUACCCAUAUCUUGUGUCUCUUUUUUCCAGCCCAAUGAAGAACGUAAUAUACUAGAGGAGGCCACGGGCUACGAGCCCAAAGGAGCUCCCCUCUCCCUCGCCACACUGGUACCGGUAUGUCUGCUUUUCAGAGACCUUCACUAUACAGUCGAAGUAGUAGUCAACUUGAUCAAAGGCCUUUUAUUUAGAUCUACACAGACUAGGUGUUUUUUCUAUUAUAGGCCGUGAAGUUAGAGAUUAGAGUUUCACGUCUAGAAAUGCAUUCACGCGUUGGCUGGAUUGAUGGGCAAGACCGAGACAGCUGAAAACAGAGUCCUGCUCAUGUCUAUGUGUCUGUCAGCAGGCUGAAGACAGCAGGGAGGAAGAGACCACGCCGGCUGCUGGCGUGAUGGCGGCCGUGACUGCCCCGGUGGCUGCAGCCGUGAUCCCCUCGGAGCCAGAGGCUGCACCUGCAGAAGAAGAGGAGGAGGAGGAGGAGGAAGGGGAGGAGGAGAGCCCCGGUUCAUCUGAGGCACUAAAGGACAAGGUAGGCAACAGUCUCCCUAGAAAGACAAAUGUAUAGUACGGCAGACACUGGACAAGUAAUGCACUGUACCCAACGAGAAGAAAAGUAUAUGUGUCAGUACCAUUAGUUGUGUUAUGGGCCAGAUGUUAACGUGUGUUUUUUCCCCCAGGCCCUGGACGAACUUGACGAUGACCUGGACAACAUGGAGCUGGACGACAUCGAUACCGCAGACGUCAACCUGGAUGACGACUUCUCAGACGACUGAGACCCCCCCCUCCCCCCAUCUCAUCCAC
This is a messenger RNA of Coregonus sp. 'balchen', 11748 nucleotides long. The record is from the annotation of a GenBank genome assembly. NCBI's taxonomy places the organism in Eukaryota, Metazoa, Chordata, Actinopteri, Salmoniformes, Salmonidae.